Molecule: messenger RNA, 2737 nt
Organism: Xenopus laevis (African clawed frog)
Lineage: Eukaryota; Metazoa; Chordata; Amphibia; Anura; Pipidae
Gene: ccdc17.L
Product: coiled-coil domain-containing protein 17-like
Exons: 15
Coding region: 104-2185 (693 amino acids)
Source: RefSeq, a predicted model, not a curated record
AGCACCGCCCCAGACUCUCCUCUGGUUUCCGUAACAACAGAUGCUAAGCAGUCACUGAAAAGUAUUGGAAACUCAGCAGCAGUGGAAAGAAGAGCUCGGUAGGAUGGCCGAUUUGGGCACAUACCGAUGUAACAACUGCAAAAUGGAUUUCCACUCCCAGAGACUACUGGAGAAGCACAAGGAAAAGUUCUGUAUCGGGAGCAACAUCGGAGAUCCUGUAAUUCUCAGUUCUCGAUUCUUGGACGGAGGGGAGACCUUGCACUUGGAUGGCAGAGUUCCACGGAUGACAGAGAGCCCUGAUUUUAAAACAAGAGACAGUAUUGCUCGUCUAAGAGCAAGGGAGAACCUUCUAAAGGAGCGGGAGCUGAUGGGUGGAUUUGGGCCGUCCGACAGUGUUUCUGACAGUAGAGCUCUAAGGAGUCUUACAGAUGAGUUUCAGAAACUAAGAAAAUCUUUGCAAGAAUCUGUUCCAACAUUAAGAUCAUUACAGUUGCAGGGGGAAGGCAACUCCCAAAUACAUUGGGAAAGAGAUUAUAGAGAACGCAUGCAUGAAAUGGCUGAGGCCCAUGAACGCCACCUCGCAGAUAUCCAUGCUAGUAAUCAAACUUUAGAGCUGCAGCGAGAAGAAAUCCGUCAGCGACUUUCAGACUAUGCUGGUGCUGGCUCCUCCACCUCACACCUUGAGCAGAUGCUCCUGGAACUAAAGGCCCAGGAGGAAAAGAACCAAUUGGCCCUGGAUGCUCUGAGAGACCAAAUCGGACUCAUCCAGUCAGAAAACAGAACCAAAGUAGAGACUGCAGACAAAGAUAUCCCAUCCAACACCGCUGUACAGAAAGAAAAAGUGUCUCUAAACUUCAUUGCCUUUCCUCCACGUGGAAGCUCCCUCUCGUCAGAGAUCAGUGCCCUACAACUAGCUUAUGUUCAAAGUGGGGGAAACGAUCCUUCUGUUUUGGCACAGAUGCGGGACCUGCAAGCAGAAGCACUGACAUUUGAAGAAAUGGCACAUAAACAGGAGCGCAAGGAGAAGAAGAAGCGAAAAAAUGAUGCUGCCCCUCGACAACUUGAUGUUGAACUAAUGGCAGUGGAGUUGGAGAAUCAGCGCUUGGAAGAGGAAAUUUUUAAUAUGAAGAUGCUGAGAGGCAAGAAGAAGGCUGGCAAUGGGGACUCUGAAUUAGUUGAGAUGCAAAGGGAGCACCUCCAACAAAUGGCACAACUGCAGGGUGAUAUCGAGCUACUCAGAAGGGACGUCAGCAGAAUGCCUCCUCGAGUUAGUCAUGGGCCCCCGCCAUUUCUUCCUCCGCCUGUUGCACCCCCGCCUCCACCACUGCCACAUCUCUCAAGGCACCCAGCAGGGAGACCAGAUGGUGCAAUAAUGAUGGGGGGUUUGGAUUUGGUGCGCCCCCCUAGUCCGUCUGCAAACAGACAUAUAGUGGAACCUAUAGAUGCCCUGGGACCUGCACCUUAUGAUCCAGUGGCUGGUUUCGUCAUAUUCUAUGACUUUCUGCUGGGGCUUGACCCAACUAUUCAGAAGAUCCGGCUGGUCAGUGGUCUGUAUAACAAUGGGCACAAAAUGGGACAAACUACAUCCCUCCCGGAUGUCUUGUGUGAAGUGUGGCAGUCAUCACAGCAUCUGACCAAUGCCCCUAGAGGAAACAUUGCUACAUUAUCAGCAAAGCAGCCCAUUCCAAGGGUUCGACCUUCAUCCUCCAUUUCUCUUAUUAUGGAACUGCAAGGAACAGGAGGGUUUAACCCAUAUGGGCAGGAAGUUCAACAGUUGUCCUCAUUUGGUUGGGCAAAAUUUGAUCUGUUUGAUCAGCACAACCAAGUCCUGAGCGGCCGAUGGAAGCUUCCUGUUAGAUCAUUCCCAUUAAGGCCGGGUUUACAUACGGGACAACUCAACACCGUUCCACAGAUGGGAAAAGCUGAGAUUUUUUUUCGUGUAACUAAUGCCAGAGAUGCUGAAAUUCAAUCCAUGGCAGAAAUAGAUCCUAGAAAUGCAUCACUAUACCAGUACCCUCCUUUGAUGUCUGGUCCAGCCGUUGCUGUCAUGAAUAACCCAGCGCCUCAGCCAACUUUCCACCCUUCCCUAAAGUCAUUUAAUGUGCCUCUUCCUCCUUUCUCUGAUUAUGUUGACCCACCCCCAGUACAAGAGCUGCCUAAACAACAAAAAAACAGUCAGAGGUGAGAGAAGGGCACCAAAGUUCUGAUUGUAAAUACUUACUGUCAGACCGACCAUUGCAAAUACAAACAAUUAAAAUGCACUUGCGUCUGAUUGUACAGAAAGUCAUGUUAGUUUGUACAGUAAAGGCAGAACAUGGGUCUCUCAAUUAAAGGAUGGCUGUGAGUUAUAUCAGGAGCUGGCUGAAUUACAUAGUUUAUAGGCUGUACUGCAUCUGCUGCUUAUGAGAUAUUUGUUUAUCAAAGCACAUAUUUUAAAUAAUCAUCCUCUUGUCUUGCCUGGUAAUGUCCCUGUAACUAUUGCAUGCAUGGGUCAGUCACUUUUAAUGAGUGAUUCUUUACAAUAUGAGACUAACUUUGCCACACAUGCAAGCCUAUGUUGAGGAUUUUACUACUGAUUGCAAGAGCAAUUUAACUUUCCAAGGAAAUGUAUUUUUAGUCGAAAUUUUUACUUAGGUUCCAUCAAUUCUCAGUGACAUUAAUAUCCAUGGAUCUGUAAUGGUACACCUCAUAUGUAGAUUCUAUAUCUAUGUUGAAAUUUGAACCUAAUAAAAUAUAA